AUGGCACUAAACGUAUCUCUGGUGCGGAGCGUCGAUGAGGUGAGAGAAGCGCUCCGAGAGGCAGCACGCACGAAAGGGGCAGGUAAUAUCACGGUUGUUACAUUGGGUUUGAUCGAGAAUAAACUGCAAUUGAUUCUGCAAAUGUUAAUCGCCUCCUGUUAACGCAUAUAUGCCGCAACAAGUCAUUUAUUUUGAUUGAUUCAUUUUACCUCGCUUUGAUUUUAUCUCAGUUUAUGAGCGAUUUUGGUGGAUCCCACAGAUGGCGCAAGGCACCCUCUGCUGGGUUUGAUAUGGGAUAUGGGAUUUACGUCGGUGAAGAUUCCAAGAUGUUGUGCAUUUAUUGUAUUAGGUAAGGCUGGAUAAAGUAUCGUUUUAGAUUUAUUGGUAGAACAAUACUUUUUCAUAUUGCACGUUUUUAUAAUAUCUUGGAUGAAAUAUUUAAUAUUUCAUUAAUUAAGGGUGUAGGCUAAAUUUAGAGUUGUAUUAUUUGACAGUGACGAGCUUUUUUCAUAUUUGAAGAGCUUAUCAAUAACUCAUUGUCCCUCAGGUCUGUGCAGUAGGAUAGAUUUAGGAGUGCUUGAAAGAUCUUUGGCCAGAAAUAGACUUGCAGAGUUGUGUUGGUGUAUAAAGCAUGCAUUAAUGCACAAAUAAUUGAAAGCAAAUAGCAAAAAUGAAUUUAAAGUAUUGUAGUGUCACUUACCCUACAUCUGGCAUUCUUGUUAGUUUAAUAAAUGAAUCCCAUGCAUUCACUCAGAACAUAAGGAUUUAUGCUAUGUCUGCACAUAUUUCUAUGUACAUACAUUUUCCAUCCUGAUCAAUUAAACAAUAAUUCCUGGUUUUAAACUUUAUGAUCCUGUGCAAGCUAAAUCAUAUUGGUGUACUAUAACAAUAUUCAUAUUGAACAAAUGGUAAUAUAACCACUGCCUACUUUACAUCUAGCAAGGCGUUGCUUUUUGGCAGAGGGCAAUGGAUUGAAUGUGAGACAGCCUACAGUGCAGUGGGACUUGGGAAUUGAAUAGAUUUCUUGAAAAUGAUCCAGGCAAACCAACAAAAUCUAGGAGCAGUUGCUCUUUCUUCAGAAUCCCAAUAUUACCCAUUCCCUGCUUAAUUUCAAUGUUUUCUAUGCUUUUAAAGCGAUCAUUCAAGCUGAAAUAAUCUGACAGUGGCUAUUACAGUGGCCUUGGACACCUUAUCCCUGACCCUAAGCAAUCAAUAAGUGAGUGGGAGAGAGGAGGGAGAUGGGAGAGAAUUAUGACAAUCAUUCUCACAGGUAGCCUAUGCUGAUUAUAUCUAAAUCCCACUGACCAAGCAGGCCAAAUAUCUCUCAUGCAACCCUCAUCAUUAAAACUACAUUGAGAGGCAAUUUGGAAUAACUGGAAGAAAAAUGUAUCCUGCCAGAUAUCCUAAAGUCCUGGGAGGGAUGCUGAGGGCUGAUAUACCUCUGUUUCCUCCAUUUUAACUCCAAGAACAACAUAGAAGGAGGGUGACCUACUUUUGGCAUCCUCCCAUUUGUUUCAGAAGAGACUCUUUGCUUCAAAUAGGGAGGCAGAUAUAGAUCUAGAUAAAGGUGAUACAAGACCCUAUUGUUAUUAUAUCAUGACAUAAAACAAUUAUAUUUGGUCUCUGUAAGUGCAAUGCCUGAAAUGUACCAUAAAAUCUAUGACAACAAAGGGGAAUGUAAUGGGCUUUCUUUCCUUAAUGCAUUUUAAUGUAUUUUUCUGUGUUUUGCAGUGUCCCUGGCUGUGGCAAGAGUCUCAGCGGCAGAUGUGAAGUGUGAGAAUAUUUACAGGGACUUCUCUGACUGUGUUCUGGAGCUGGGGGAGAGCAUGGAUAACUACCAGGAGAAUGUGACCAGCGAGAUGGGAGUGGAAGCUGUGUGUAGGUGAGAGGGGUGUGUGUGUGUGCAGGGGCGGACUGGGACAGGGACUGGGACAAUUCGGCCCUGGCAUUUUAUCCACACCAUCAGCCCACAUCACCCUGCCAACUCAAGAAUUCAAGAAAUACAUUUUUGUAUCUAACACGUCCAAGCAGGAAUGCAUGAUUCAAUAUAUUUUUAUGUGCAACCUAAUCCAGUGAUUGUCAUGAAUUUUGGGUUGAAAAUUAGACUAUAUGCUAGUUGCUAUAUUCUACUGUCAGAAUAGCACUCCAGAAUUUCCUCUUUUUUUUCAAAAGAGAUGAAUUAGAUACAUCUAUAUGUGCACUAUCAUAGGCUAAUUAAUUUGGGGUUCAACGCCGAGGGAAGUAGAAACUCAAAACACAUUAACUAGAUCGCUAACUUAAUAUAAUACCCACUGCUAGUAGUCAUGUACACUCAGUGGCCAGUUUAUAAGGUACACAACCCUGUACACGAAAAUGGUUCGCUCCUACAGACAGUGAGUCACGUGGCCGUGGCUUGACACCUGCCUGGUGUCAACGGUACAGGCUGGUGGCGGUGGUGUAAUGGUGUGGGGAAUGUUUUCCUGGCACACGUUAGGUCCCUUGAUACCAAUUGAGCAACAUUUGAACGCCACACCUUGUAGAAUCCAUGCCUCAAAGAAUUCAGGCUGUUCUGGAGGCAAAGUGGGCUCCAACCCGGUACUAGAUGGGUGUACCUAAUAAACUGGCCACUGAGUGUAUUUAUCUAACAAUAAAUGUAAAGUCCUAAAAAAACAUGUAGGCUACAUGUCUCAUAGCUACUAGUUGUAGGCUAUGAGAACUUAUUAUUAUAAUUUUUUUAUAGGCCUAUGCCCUCGCAAUGGCCAGGUCGCAUUUUGCACGCACGCCGCUCCAUAUCAUAAAGCCAUAUCAAAUAUAUUGGUUGUAAAAUAGUUGCUAUUGAGCUGAAUAUUGAGAGUUGAGAAAUAAAAAGUAUAGGGACAGAAAGCUGAGACCCUCAUCUCAUCGACAGGGACAAGGGGACGAAGCUUCCAAAGCUGUAUUUUCCCCGCAAUUGCAUAACAUGUUUUAUAUAAUCAGAACGCAUUUUCCUCCCGAGCACAUGGCGGGCGAGGAGAGUGGCUCGCUCAUCACAGCAGCAGGCCCCAGCGAGGACACAGACACAGGGGCAGGGAAGACACUUUCAUUACAGGAAUCAUGAGGAUAAUGCACUUUACUGUUUUACCAAAUCAUGAUUUUAGCUGUGCAAAAAAUAGGACGUUUGAGUGAGGUGACAAUGUAGAAUGUGCCCUUUCUAUGUUUGUAGGCACCCUUUCCAUUUUUUACGAUACAUGAUCUUGUCUGUCGAACUGAUGACAGAGUCGGAGUAGGUCUCUUUGCUGAUGCCGUGUUUGACUUUGAAUGUGAGUUUGUUUGACCUCAGUUCAGCCUAUCAGAAAACCGGGCUGGCCCAUCUUGGUAGGGAGGCUGGCUGUUUCCCACUGAUCUGCCAAAGGCUCACUAUAGAUUACUAUAACAGAGAACAGGCCCAUGGGCUACCGGCCAUGUAACCUUUUAAUGGUUUUAUUUUUAUAUAAAAAAGUGUGUGUCAAUUUCGAAUUAAAAAAUGGUCCAGCCCAUCUGGCAUUUGCCAGAAUUGCCAGAUGGCCAAUCUGCCCCUGUGCGUGCGUAUGUGUGUGUGCAAUGUACAGCAUCCUCUAUCCAUCUGCACUUACUGUACAUCUGCGUUUGCAGCGCACCAGGAUCUCAUGGCAGAUAGAACGUAUAGAACAGCGUCUGUAUUUUACCAAUCAGUCUCCUUCUGCUUGCUUAUAUCAGAUCUUGCAUUGAAAUCCAUCGAGGUGUGUACCUUGCGGAAGAACAGUGGAGAGAAGAAAAAUAUGCUGUAGCCGAGGGAGAUAGCAGAAAUGAAUGGUGCUGAAACACAGCCACUGUACUGAAUAAUUUAUGACUUUGCUGCAGCAGUAAUGAAAUUCUGAGGCCAUCUUGUUUUUUUGUAAUUGUUAAUGUGUGCAUUCCAAUACUAUAGUACAGUAUAUUACUGCCUAAAGCUGAAAAAUGUCUCCUUGCAGCAUCAGCUAUUUUUUCUAAUCUAAUUUCUGUGGCUACAAAAUAAAGGAGGGUUGAUCUUGCAAAACGCAAUAAUUUAUAGUAUCGCUGGGCAGUAGUAUAAAAACAACAAUUCAAAACAAUAAUACAACAAAAAAUACACCUUCAGCCGUGUGUGUUUACAGGAGAGCUUUGAAGCCUUGCAUGUGCGGCGAUUAAAGUGUCAGAUAAAUCAAACCAAUAACAUUCUUAAUCCAAUAGAUUGUAACCAAUGGCAUGUUUUCAUGUCAAAUAUAAAUGAGGUAGUGUAUGUGUCGAUGGAUAUACAUAAAAUACAUUUGACUGAUGGCUCUUUCACCCCUAGCCACUGGGAGGCAUUCCACACGUGUGCCCUGACGGCACUGUCCGGGUGUCAGGAGGAGGUGGGCUCCAUCUGGGAGACCCUGAAAGAAGACUCCAGGAAGAUCCGCUUCCAGGGCAGCCUCUUCGACCUGUGCAGCCCCAGCUCGGCCCCCAGCCUGCGCUUGCUUCUAUCCCCUCUACCCCUGCUGCUCCUGGGCUUGCUGAUCCUGGGAGGGCCCAUCUGGCCAGCCACAUAGGUGGGGGAUGCCUCCCUCCUCCUCCUCGCUCCCAACCCCAUGCACUCUCACAUUCCCCAGGGUGGCCGGCCGCAUCCUGAGCACAUCUGAAACCUGAAGCCAAGGAUAG
Molecule: messenger RNA, 4632 nt
Organism: Coregonus sp. 'balchen'
Lineage: Eukaryota; Metazoa; Chordata; Actinopteri; Salmoniformes; Salmonidae
Source: the annotation of a GenBank genome assembly